AUGGCGGUUCAAGUGGCAGAGCCGACGGCGGUCGUCUUCCAUGCCCGCGAGAUUCAGUCGUGUCGACGCAUGGUGUCCACCAUGCGCUGCGUGAUUGUCAUCUCUGAGUUCUUUCACCGCCUGCGGGACGCCCUCACCGCGUACCUCCGCGCCAGGCACACGUACGUCUUGCCCGUCCAGUCUCCUCGGGCGUACACCCAUUGGCGCUUUCGAACGUCGAUGGCCAUCCGCAUUCAGACCCGAUGGCGAAGCUACACUCGCCGCCAGACCUUGCAGAGCCGGUUGCGAGCUCGCCGAAAGUACACCGUGAAAGCAGGCAUUCCAACGUAUGAGCACGCCGCCACGAUCAUUCAAAAGGUGGAGAGAGGGCGGCAAUGCCGGAGGCACCUCGAGCAACGACGGCGUCAAGUGGUUGUGAAGCGAAACGUGUAUGGCAAGGCACAAUGGUCGGUGUUCGACGAGAUCGUGACACCUCAAGUUCGCCUGGCGCGGCUGCAUCGCCAGCGCGUCGAGUACAACCUGUUGGUGCACCAACUAGAAGAAAGUGCCGCCACAAAAAUGGCUGCCCUGGAGAGGCAUCGUACGCUCGACGCCUUGUUGCGAACAACUCCACCAGACCAACCCAUUCAAACGAACUUGAUCGACGGCUACCCAUCCGCAUAUGCCCAUGACGUCGUCGAGCGAUUUUUGGACCGAACGAUGGCCACGGUCAUGGCGCACGUUGACGCAGCCAAGAACGAGCUGCGGCAAGCAGCCGUGAACCACCCGCUCCUCCACCACGCCGCUACCUUGAUCAGUGCCAGAUUUCGCGUCGUGCUUUGCAGGACACCAUUCCUUCGGCUCCGGAACGCGACGCGGGCGACCGAAAUUCGGUUUAGACGGUCGAAAGCAGCGUCGCUCGUUCGAAUGAACCGUGCCAUGCAUCAACGGGCGGCGGUGCGAGCCAAUCAUGCCGCGACUGCCAUCGCGAGCUGGUGGAAGAUGCUCACGUCUAUCGCGCUUCGCACGUCACUGCGGAAGCGCCGCGCCCACGUGCAGCUCCAAGCUCUGUUGGCCAUCGUCGUGGCCAUCGUGCCCAAAGCCAAAGCUGCCAAGCGGCGAUAUCUCGUCUCGACUGUUGAGAUGCGAUACCGUGCCCUGGUAGCGACUCGGCUCGUCGCAAAGGUCUUUACAACGUGGCGAGAGUAUUCCAAGCAACUUGUGGCGCUGAAGCAGAGGCAGCUAGCGGCAGAAGAACGGGGCUUGAUUUCCUACGUUGACAAGUGCGUGCGUCGGAUACAGCGAAGUGUCAAGCACUUUUUGCAGUUCACGAGGCCGCAGUACACCAAGGCCGUGCUGGCGAGUCUGCAUCCAAUCGUGGCCCAUUACCACGACCAGUGCCACGGCGACUUGGCGAUGCUAGCGCACUCUGUCGAGAGCGAUGUGAAAGCGUGGUCGUGCGUCCCGUUGACACUGUGGACGCACAUGGCCAACGAUUACUUGAUCCCGCUCGCCCUUCCCGACCCUCCCGAUUCAUGGUGGCCGGCCGCGCUAGAGCUCCUGCGGUUGGACACCAAGACUGUCGACCGAUGGCCAUGGCGGGUGUGCGUGUUGUCAUUUGUGGACGCGGUGAGCCCGCAUUACGCCGCCAUGGACGCUCUCGCAAUACAACUGUUGGAGAUUGAGGCAAAGCAUGAGCUGGUGUGUGUUGCGCGGACCUACCUCGUGCUCCUCUUUCAAACCCACCGUGCCAGCAUACAUCACAAGGUGGCCACACGGGUAGAGCGCGAGCUGACGCGACGGUUGGAGCAUGACCAGGGCAUACGGCGUCAAUUGCAUGCGUCGCCCAGUACGACCACGACGGCGGCCGUGGAGUGCUACAGCCGUUUCCAUAGCGACACUGGGCCAAGCCCCCGUCUGUGCUCGAAUUGCUUUGCCAUGUUGGAAUAUGCCGUGUACCCAACGUGCUGCCCGUGCGGGUUCACCUACAUCCGCCGUCCCACGGCCUCCAUCUGCGUGCAUCCUGGCCUUUCGGGCGAUGCAAACAUCGACGGUCCGCAUCGCUUUGACUUUGGCGAACGCAGCGACCUCCUCCUCGUCCACGCAUUCUUCCAUGCGCUGGCGCCUCUUGGCCACUCCAACCGACUGCUGCAUCCACCGCAGAUGUGGCGGCUUGCAGUGGCGCACGCCCUGCCUUGGAUCGAAGAGCUGAGUUCGCAUGACUUGCAUACGCUCGAUGCUGUCUGCGCGCUGCCCCAAAAGUUGCUCGACAACGAGAUGGCACUGCCAGUCCGAGUCCACAAGCUCUUGGUCGCGCUCAUCAUAGAGCUCGAUCGUCAAUGGGUAGAAUGCACAGCAGCUGCGCGUUAAGUAUUCGUCAUGGCUCGUCGAUUUCCUCGGCAUCGCGCCAGACUCCACCCUUCCUCAUGGCUUCUGCUCCAAGUGAACCCGCGCUCGAGGUGGGCAAGAGCUGCAACGCAGCUAAGUUCGACGAAUAGUUGAGA
Molecule: messenger RNA, 2483 nt
Organism: Aphanomyces invadans
Lineage: Eukaryota; Oomycota; Saprolegniomycetes; Saprolegniales; Verrucalvaceae
Exons: 16
Coding region: 1-2349 (782 amino acids)
Molecular function (GO): protein binding
Source: RefSeq, a predicted model, not a curated record